AUGUAUGCAGGACUUUCGAUACUAAUACUAUUACAGUGUUCUCACACGGUCGUCUCAUUUUUCAACGAAGAAGAAUGUGCGACGAUAAAGAAAUGUUUUAUUGUCCCGACGAAUUGUGAUGAGGAGAUGUGCAAAGAAAUGGGAGUCUCAUGGAGGAUCAUAGACAAUUCAACAAUGGAUAUCGAACUUUACUUAAAUUCAAAGACGUUUGAAAAUGUUUACGUUGCUGCUGGCUUCUCAAAUGAUACGCUAAUGGGAGGUGAACCCGUCGUCGAAUGUUCGUCGUUUAAAAAUUCGAAGCCGGUGUUAGCGAUGUCGAAAAACGUUGGCAAAGCGAAUUUAAGAAAUUCGUCAAUGAACGCUUUGAUACAAAGUGGAUCAUCUCGAUUCGAAGAUGGCACUGUGUACUGCAGCGGAACCGUUUCAAUACAGCAAAAUUUGAUUAGUCUUAAUGAUCCGAUUUAUAUUUUGCUAGCUCAUGGAACAACAGGAGGUCAACAUCUAAGGAAGCACAAGGAAAUUGGAGUCUCGUCGCCGACAAUUCUAUCAAAAACGAGCGAUGAUUCAGAAUGCUCUGUUUCGAAGCACUGCUUUAAUCCGAUUGGAUGUUCGAAAUGUGAAGAUAUGAAGACGUCGGUGAAAAUUUUGGACGACACAACAAUGGAAGUCGAAUUGCAACUCAACAAUGCUAGUCCAAACUCGUAUGUUGCUGUUGGAUUUUCGACGAAUGGCGAGAUGGGCAACGCGUCGGUGGUUGAAUGCGCCGCCCAUCAAGGGCGCACGAGUAUGGCGUAUUCAUUCAAUGUGAAGCAUAACGGGAAAUAUGAUAACAUACGAGGCGAGAGCAAUGAUGAAGAUGACACACAAGCCACAUUUAAUGAUGGCGUAUUGAAAUGCAAAGGUCAAUUCAAUAUCGAAGGAAGCGACAGAGAUCCAACCGUAUUUCUCUACGAGCCGGAUCAAAGAUAUUAUUUGAUAAUGGCCAGCGGCGAAACGAAAUCGGCUAACUCAUCGGUGACGCUCAAAUAUCACGGCGACAAUCGCGCAGUGUCAGAUCCGAUAAUAUUGAAUGUGUUUGAGCCGCGAAUGUCUGAUGAGACACCAACAUUUGGAAGUUUAUCGGCUGAAAGCCCGAUCGAAGAAGUUGCACCAGUCGAUUCGGCUUGUGGAAUAGAGAAGGGAUGUUUUCAACCGAAUGAUGAGUAUUCGGUGACCUACAAAAUAUUGACCGAUAUGAUGUUUGAGAUCGAGCUCCGCUCGAAAUCGCCAACCGACACUAAUGUUUACGUGGCGGUUGGUUUCUCGCCAACCGGCUCAAUGGGUCCCGCCUCGGUGAUCGAAUGCUCUUCAAUCAAUAAUGCGAAGCUCUCGUUGAAAUACUCGUACAAUUCGCCGAGAAACAAUGAGCGAAUUGAGUUAGCGAAUGAGCAAAUGCGUGAUCACAUAAUUAACCCAUCAUACAAAUUUGAAAAUGGCGAAAUUUAUUGUAAAGGCGUCAUGAUGGUUUCCGAUGUUAAUGAUAAUCGGAUAUUCCAAUAUGAUCCGAUAAAAGAGUAUCAACUUCUCUUGGCAAAAGGGACGACGACGAAUAAAGGCCUCAGCUAUCAUGGUCCCACCGGCAAGUCAACGUCGUCGGCGAGAUUGCUCAGCGAUUAUGCGGCUGGAAAUAAGACGAGCUCUCGAGCGACUUUAAUUGUAGCGCAUGCUGUCCUCAUGACUGUUGCUUGGAUGGUGCUGGUGCCGAUCGCUGUCUUAUUUGCUCGACUAAUGCGUUCCUCGUACCCAACCGUUAAACCAGGAGGCCUUCUCAUAUGGUUCCAUGUUCAUCGAACCGCCAAUUUAAUCGGAAUUCUUAUGAUGAUCGCCGGGUUCGUUGUGAUGCUCGUCAAUAAGAAGUUUAAAUUUGUUGAUUCGAGCGAGGGAUGGGGAGGCGUUCACUCGUUAUGCGGAUUGCUCGCGAUAAUACUAGCAUGGGUUCAGCCGUUUUUAAGCACUCUCCGCUGUGCACCCGAUCAUCCCAAACGGCCCUUCUUCAAUCAUGUACAUCGCGGAAUUGGUGUCUCAGCAAUGGCGCUUGCAACAACAGCGAUCGCAAUUGCUGGAUUCCAUUUCACACCGACGCGUAAUGUGGUCCAGCUCGUUCUUGCGCUGAUCCCGAUCACAUUAAUAAUUGGCUUGAGCGUAUUCUUCGUUUGCUACGAGAGAAUAAUGAGUCUCGAAUCGAAAAAUGGAAAAGAGAUAUUUGAAAUGCCGAUGGAGCCGUCUGAAAUUUCGGAGCAUGGAACGACGUGGAACAUCACGACCAAGAAGACAACAAUUGAGAAAAUCGAAGAAGCUGAAUCGACGAAAUUUCGCGAGAUUGUUGUUUAUCUGACGGUGUUGGCUCUCAUUGCGAUUGGAACAAUUUUGGCGGUGUUUUUCGGCAUUGGAAUAUGUCACGUGUUGGUGACGACAAGUCAACAACUCUAUUCCAAAGAAGGAAACGACACAAUGCGUUGGUUUUUCGUUGCUUCUUGGAUAGCAUUUGUGAGCGCCGACCAUUUCUUAUACGAUGUGACGGUUCAAUGCAAUUUGGUCGAUCGAACAACGAUCAGUGUUCAUUUCGAAGUUUACGACAAGGACGGAUUCUUAAACGGCAACGAUUUGAUAUCGGAGCCCGAAUAUCGUGAAUUCCGACCCGGAAUACAACACUUCCGUCUCAGUGGCUAUCAGGAUUUUGAUCAAUGGUUGUCGGAAUAUGAGUCGAGCGUGGUGAUUUGGCACGAUUGCACGUCGGACAAGAAGCAGGUCCGCUUGCAGCUCGACCUUCAACCGCAAUGCCCGCAAGGGACAACACUAUGCCACUAUACGAUCUCGCAUGAUCUCACAAAUAGUUGGGGGAUUUUUCAAAUUCAGGCGAAAUUCGAUCACAACUCAUAA
Caenorhabditis bovis is the source of this 2919-nucleotide messenger RNA. The record is from the annotation of a GenBank genome assembly. NCBI's taxonomy places the organism in Eukaryota, Metazoa, Nematoda, Chromadorea, Rhabditida, Rhabditidae.